AAGUUGAAAGUGUAAUUUAGAAUUCUUAAAGGGAAAAUCAUAUAGAUAUUUAGUCAUGUGUUACAUGUAAUUUCCCACCAAACGUUAGGAAUUGUAUAGCAUUUACUUUUCAUUCUUGAGGUAAGUCUGGUGUAAAUUUCUGGAAUUUGGAGUUUCACUUUAAACAGCCUUAUACGAUAUCUCCUUAGUCCUGCUUUUUGUUUAGGCUAACCCUUGCAUUUCAUCCACCACUGGUACUCCCAUGCAGCUGAUGCUUCCUCUGAUCUCAUUCAUAUAUACAAACUUUAAAACUCGACAAAUGGAAACAUUUUUUCACCCUUGUAGAAUACGCCAGUUCAUCAACAUGUCAAACCCAGUCAUUACUCAUCAGCCAGGUGCAGCCUCCUACGGCACCAACGUGCAGACAGGAGAGUGGAGCACUGGUCUCUGCUCCUGCUGUAAUGACCUGCUCGUCUGUGCUCUUGGCUGCAUCUGUCCAAUUGCACUGAGCUGCUACACCGCAAACAAGUAUGGUGAGAACGCAUGCCUAGCAUGUGUUCCUGGAGGCAUGGCUGCAAUGAGGACACACAUGAGACUGACCUAUGGCAUCCAAGGUACAAUAUGCAAUGACGCCCUGAUGACCUGCUGCUGUGGAAUAUUUGAGACAUGCCGAAUGGCCAGAGAAAUUCGUAUUAGAAAUGGCGAGGCCUAAUUUAGGUAUUACUAGCAUGUGAAAAAAGAAUAUUGGUCAAAAACCAAAAUUUCAUCAUUUUGGCUGUUUUCUGGGGUUUGCUCCUAGUUAAAUGUGUAGCAAUCUGGGGAAAAAACCCAAAAGCAGCCAGAAUGAUGCAAUUUUGGUUUUUGACCCAUUUUGGUUUUUUUGUUUGUUUGUUUCUUUUGAUAUCUCAACUUAAUACUUGAUAUCUAAGAAAACAACGUUUUAUCAAAACAAUGACGAAAUUUUCACUCUGUACAGAUGGCAUUGGACAAAGAUAUAUAAAAUGUUUAAAUGACCUAAUAAAAAGAUAUUAAUAAACAGAA
Messenger RNA from Neoarius graeffei (lesser salmon catfish), 1020 nucleotides. Its product is annotated as cornifelin-like. The transcript is spliced from 3 exons. Gene Ontology annotation, cellular component: cornified envelope. Bases 242 to 691 code for a protein of 149 amino acids. The record is from RefSeq and is a predicted model, not a curated record. NCBI's taxonomy places the organism in Eukaryota, Metazoa, Chordata, Actinopteri, Siluriformes, Ariidae.